AUGAGAUUUGCUAUUGAGGACUUGGUUUUUAAGCUCUUUGGAGAGGGACCUUCUGUGAGUAAGACUCCUACGCAGACACCUUCACCUAGUCCUUCCAUCACAGCUCCUACACACAAUAAGGUGAAAGAACAUAUACAGAGAGACAUGGAUGGCAUGGGCCUUGGAAACUAUAUGGAAAAUGCGGAAGACGAUGUCCCUACAGCAAGCAGGUCAAUCUCCCACGAUUCAGAUGUCGUAGCAAAGAACACCAUGAGAUUAGACGCACCUAUGACUAGUACAAUGAGAUCAGAUGCACCCGCUUUUCGCCCGACAUUCAGUGCACCACCAUCUGAACAGUACUUAUCAACAAUGCAGGCUCCUACACGCAGGCGAGACCCCUCUCCAACGAGCGAGCCAGACAUCGCAGACUACUAUGAUCCGGAAAUGUUUCAAACCAGACGCAUGACUCGAUCAAUGUCUAUAAUGGGAGAAAACCUCCAAAACUCCAACAAACUUGAUCCACCACCAAAACCACCGGAUUGUAGCACUCUAAAUGGUGGAAAAUCAUCACCAACAACCACCCAAACAUCUCCUAUAACACCAAUAUCAGAUUCAUCCCCCAACUCAAUAGAUCUGAGUUUGAAAAAUCAUGGCACGAAUUCCAAGACAGUGCUCAACCAGGGCCGAAAGACCUAUGCUACUGCAGUUUCUGGCCUGUCUCAAGCUGAACGGAGUUCACGAAAGUCGUUUGCAUCGGUUAUACAGGGUAUAGAUGACUCUUCCACUGCUGGGUUUGCUGCUAAAGAAGCCUUUAUACAUAUGGGUGAGUCGGCAAUAGUUUUGACUGAGUCCGAGGAGGCUACACUCGCUGAUCCUUACAAGUAUACACUUGUGGGGAAAUUUCCACAUCGCAAGCCAACCAUGAGGAAGGUACGUGAGAUUUUUUCUAAGUUUGGGUUCCAUGGUUGUUUCGAGGUGGGAUUGAUCGACACAACACACAUUCUUAUACACCUUACACAUGAGGAGGAUCACAGCAGGCUUUUUCUUAAACCAUCAUGGUAUAUUGAUGGUUGUCCGAUGAGAGUCCUUAAGUGGACAUGUGACUUUACACCUGAGCAAGAGACUCCGAUAGUUCCCGUAUGGGUAUCGUUCCCUCUGCUUCCAGUACAUUUACGUGCGAAGGGGUUCCUUUUCGCCUUAUCUAGGGUAAUAGGAAUGCCCUUGAGAAUUGAUGAGGCCACCACCGACUUGAGACGACCUAGUGAGCCAAGGGUGUGCAUUGAGGUGAACUUGGGGCAUAAGUUGCCCGACAGGGUUUGGAUUGAGCGUGCUGGUAACCGUGGCUUCUGGCAGACAGUUAUCUAUGAGAAGCGGCCAAUUUUUUGCUUCUCUUGUAAACACUUGGGUCAUUCUUAUGAUCAGUGUGCUACGGUUCCUCCUCCUCCUCCUCCUGCAGUUGUUGCGCACCCCCCUGUUCGGCCCCCUAUUACUAGGACUGAUAAGGAUAAGGGCAAGGUGACGUUUGUGGAGCCAAAGAAGCAGUGGGUUCCAGUUUCAGUAGUGCCUUCUGUGCUUCCUACUGCUACUACCGCAAUUGUGACAGAGUCAGAAUCUACAUCGACAGUUCCUACUUCUAUCCCUAUCACAGUUGAUCCAGAGGUACCUCUAUUUAUUCAUUCAGUUGCUGAGCCUACUCCGAAUGCUCCUAUCGAGGUGCCCAUUUCUCCUAUUAUUACUUCCAUAGCUCCUAUGCCCACUGCUACUACUGAGGCACCCCCUGACCCGACACAGAUCAAUUCUCCACCACUGAAGACACGUACGGAUGGUUCUCAGUCAGCAUAG
Messenger RNA from Olea europaea var. sylvestris, 1821 nucleotides. RefSeq lists its product as uncharacterized. The coding region runs from base 1 to 1821 and encodes 606 amino acids. The record is from RefSeq and is a predicted model, not a curated record. The transcript has 4 exons. Lineage: Eukaryota; Viridiplantae; Streptophyta; Magnoliopsida; Lamiales; Oleaceae.